This is a messenger RNA of Daucus carota subsp. sativus, 2240 nucleotides long. RefSeq names its product vegetative cell wall protein gp1. The coding region runs from base 717 to 1985 and encodes 422 amino acids. The record is from RefSeq and is a predicted model, not a curated record. Lineage: Eukaryota; Viridiplantae; Streptophyta; Magnoliopsida; Apiales; Apiaceae. The transcript has a single exon.
CCGUUAUUCAGUAAUACUUGUACUGAAUAGAUGAAAGAAUAGAUGCCUUUAUUUGAAAGACAUUCAGUUGAAGCCAUCCAAAAGGUAAGAGGCAGCAGGAGGAUUACAUUAUCAUCAAGCAAGGCACAGACAAUAUCUAAAGUGAGUACUCGAAAAUCUUUUGUGAAUAUCAAAUUUAGAAUCUUGGUACUUGACAUGUUUCUGCAUGUAUAAUGAAUGGCCUAUACUUUUUGAGCUUUAGUUAAGACAGAAUCAGACUUGCUAUAAGCCAAUGAUUCUGCAUGUGCUUAGAAUGUCCAGCUGCAAUUAGCACAGUAGUCAGCGCACUAUAUAAUGGGGGAAUUCUUGUGAACGGUUAAUAAAACUUCACCGACUUUUAAAACAGAGGCUACGUGAUUUAUAUGACCGUUAACUUACCCGGAUGGGGCCCAACGCAGGCAAUCUCCGUAACCUUUCUUGAAAUGCACCCCAGCUGACAUUUGAUACGAAACCAUGGUAGGGAAAUUUGUGAGCUGUAUAAGUGCUUUCUGAAUCUGAUACCUUGCCUCACUGCUUGAGAAAAUGGAGGGGGCUACGUUUCAUGCUUACUCCAGGGUCACCAAACUAUAUAUGUAGGAGCAUUGUCAUCCCAAAUAUUUGUGCUUAUCAUUAACCAUCCUCCAGAGUACUUGAAAAUCAACCAGAAAGGUAUCACUUUCUUUGAAGUUCUCUAAUUAAUGGCUAGCCAACCUCCAGCACGUCCAUGGUUUCGUUUAGCUACUAUGGCUGCGCGGUCGGCCCCUCCCCCACAGCCUGAUCCAGUUCCCCAGCCAAGGCCAAGUGCUAUUCGACCUGCAUUUAGGGCACCGCCUACUCAAACUCAAGAACCUGCACCACAAGCACCUGUUUCUGCUCCACCUCCACCUGUGGCCAAUACUCAAGUGCCACCAGCUUCUGUUGCACCAGUGACAAGGUCUCCUCCUGCUGCUCCUGCCCCAGUUCCAGCCACACCACCAUCAAAAAUAACUACUGUUGCUCCACCUUCACCAAUUGUAACACAGUCCCCAUCCACCGCGAACAGAUCAUCUCCAGUGUCUUCUGCUCCAAAAGCAACACUGGCUCCCGUGAUUCCACUGCCCUCCUCUUCUUCCCUUCCUCAGUCGCCUAAGCCCAAAGAUCCAUCUCCGUCACGUGGCACAAUAUAUUCUCCUGCACCCAAAACAGUAUCCCAAGCUCAAACCUCUGCUCCAAAACCAUCACCCUAUGCAGCCGGAUCUAUCAAUGUUCCUGCAACAAACUCAACAUCCUUCCCCAAACCCGUAAGCUCUCAGCCAAAUACUCCAUCAGCAUCUCCUAUCAAUCGGCGCAUUGUUCAUCCUCCAUCCCCACUAACUCUCCCUCCAGCACAGUUAAGGUCUGACAACGAGCGAGAACUAAAACAUCCUCUGGAAUUCGAGCAGAAAGCUGUCCUUGUGCAGGAAACCAAAGAAAAGCCAAACUUGUACAACACUGAACCUCGUAGCACUGACAAUCCCCAUAAAGGAGAUCGAGAAACAAAUAAAAAGACUCAUCACAAAGACAAAGGUAGCCACAAAAACACUGCAAAUUCUAAUAGUUCCGGGAUGAGGAUCAUAACAGUUGCAGGUGACAACAAAGGAGCAAUAAUGGAGUUGAGGCCUCAUAAGAACAAGGACUUGGGCACCAACCCUGUCAACUUCCAAGGAAAGUUUCGGACUUGGGGUGAAGGAGAGAAAUCCAGAAGCGGUAGCAGUAGCAGCAGCAGCAGUGAAGAAGGUAAAUCGAAAAAGGAUGGGAAUCCUAAGGAGGCGAUGACAAAGGCAUUGUCACUUCCUUAUGUGAACAGCAAUGUACAGGCAGUGAACAAUUCCAUCCUCUUCAAUGCUACUUGCACUCACCAUGAUCCUGGUGUCCACAUAUCUAUGUCAAGAACAAUGAGUGCUGGCCGUGGAUCUAAGGUUAAGAAACAGAUGAAUAGAGAUGAUUAACUUGAGCAAAAAGUUCUCUGCUGCUUUCUGGUUUUCCCUUUACUUGAGUGCUACUUUACUGUAAUUUACAAAAUAAUAAUGAGUGAUUCAUGGUAUUGAUUCUGAUUCUCUUUUGGUUGGAUUAUUCCACUUCUAGUGUAUAUUGGUAAUCUGUAUAGAUGGUUAUUUAAGAUCAUGAAUAUUGAUUGUAAAGAAAAACUUUACAAAAUAUACAAAAAUACGGAAGACAAUAAAAUGUUUGAUUGUUGUUUUAUA